Rotaria sp. Silwood1 is the source of this 360-nucleotide messenger RNA. Lineage: Eukaryota; Metazoa; Rotifera; Eurotatoria; Philodinida; Philodinidae. The record is from the annotation of a GenBank genome assembly.
AUGAAUGUUGCCGAAGAUGAAUUUUGUUUGAUUCGCUGGUCGGAUAAAAAUGAUUUUGAUAUUGUGCCUCAACGGUCUAUUAGAGCUCCAUCGAAUACGAUUGAAACGUAUGAAACUUACCAAGUCGAGAUCAAUGGAAAUCAAUGCGAAGGGACUGUUAUCAUGAAAGGAACAAAACGAGAUUGUGAAAAACUUCAACACAAUAUCGCAUUGAAAUCACCAAAUCAUGCACCAGCAGCAAGAUCCGAUACAACGCCUGAAUCUAAUGCAGAACAAUUUGCUACUGCUUCCUCAUCUGCAUCUCGUAUUCCUGCUAAUAUGAACGAGGAGUCUAGUAAGAUUUCAUUAAUAUGCACAUAG